AUGGAACAGUGGCCUGUGAAAGCUGCCUUGGAGUGCAGAGAAGUGGAAGUUUCUUCAGAAAGCAGCAGGCUGCCAGCGUUUUAUCUCUUCUGCUCGGAAACAGCCGCGGCCUGCGCAGCCCCCUCCGCUCUCCGGCGGGGUCAGAGCUCCCCCUCCCGAGGCACCGCGGCCUCGCUGCUCCCCGGCACCGCUCCCGCUGCCCCCGCCGGGUCUCUCUCCGGGGGCCGCCAGGAAGGAAGCGGCGGGCGCUGCCUCCCGUCCCGGCAGGGGCGCUCCGCUGCCGCCGGGCUCGCAGGCAGGUACCCGCCGCGGGAGGGACGGGCCGCCCGUCCUCCCGCGGUUCCAGGCGGGGCCUGGCGGGGGGUGGCGGGGCCGGGACCCGGUGUAGCCUCCCCCGCGGGUGCUCGGCGCUGCGGGCGGGCGGAGGGAAGGCGGCGGGCGGCGCUGGGCGGCCGCACCGCAUGCGCAGGAGGGCAGGUGUCGCCGGCAGCCGAGGAGCCGCCGGCAGCAUCGUGGCAGCUCCGCGUCCACAUGGUGCUGUGUCAGGGCGGAGAGGGCGACGCUGCUCCGGCAGCGGGCGGGCAGGAGCCGGAGGUGCCGCCGGGCCAGGAGGACGGGCCGAGUGCGGUGCAGCCGUGCCCGGCGCCCGGCGUCGAGGCGGCGGGUGCCGAGGAGCGCCGCGCUUGUGGCUGCUGCUCGGGCAUGUCCUGGCCAUUCUGCUGCGAGGCGCCGGGAGCAAAGAAGAAAGCUGCAAAGUGCCCAGGACUUGGUCUGUUUUAUACCAUACUGUCUGCCUUCCUUUUCUCAGUGGCCUCUUUAUUUCUUAAAAAAAUAGAAGAUAUACAUUCAGUGGAAGUGAGUGCAUUUCGAUGUGUUUUCCAAAUGGCAUUUGUUCUUCCUGGUUUAAUAUACUACAAAACAGGGUUUUUGGGACCAAAAGGUAAAAGAAUUUUUCUUUUCUUCCGAGGAUUCCUUGGCUCUACUGCUAUGAUUCUUCUCUACUACGCUUACCAAGUCAUGCCACUAGCUGAUGCCACUGUUAUAACUUUUACCAGUCCUGUUUUUACAUCAUUCCUGGCAUGGAUCUUUCUCAAAGAGAAAUACAGCCUUUGGGAUCUUCUGUUUACUCUCUUUGCAGUCGCUGGAGUGAUUCUUAUUGCCAGACCACCAUUUCUGUUUGGCUCACACGUUACAGGGAUUGAAGGAAGUUACUCAGACCACCUCAAAGGAAUUAUAGCAGCGAUUGCAAGCACAUUUUCUGCAGCUUCCACUAUUGUUAUACUAAGGAAGGUGGGAAAGUCUGUGCAUUAUUUUUUGUCAAUUUGGUAUUAUGCAGUCAUUGGAUUAAUUGGAUGUGUUAUAGCAUUGUUUGUUUUGAAUGAAUGGCGUUUACCACAUUGUGGUAAAGAUAGGUUUUUUCUAAUAUUAAUAGGCUUGUUAGGGUUGGGGGGUCAGAUAUUUCUCACAAAAGCAUUGCAGAUAGAGAAAGCUGGACCUGUAGCAAUAAUGAGAACAAUGGAUGUGGUGUUUGCUUUUAUUUUACAAGUUCUUUUUCUCAAUCACAUACCAACUUGGUGGACUGUGGGUGGUGCCCUUUGUGUGGUAGCCAGUAGUUCCGGAACCGCCAUUCGUAAGUGGAGACACAGUGUGAAAAAAGCUAAACAGAGGGCAAUCUAACAGUAUAGACACCAAUUCACUACAAAACAAGCAAUCUUGAAAGAUAUAUAAAUACAAUAUUUAUUUUUAUUUAUUUAAAUAUCCAAUUUACCAAAUUGUAGUACCAAAUUAUAUCCAGUAAAAUAAGUUGACUUUUUUUUUAACCGAAAUUGAAGAUGUUUUAGAGCUGAUGAGGUAUAUACUUUUCUUUCUUAUAUUUAGGCAUGCUAAUAUGGGCAGUAGAGAGAUACUUCAAAGAUGUUGCUUCCUUUCAAAAGUGUAUAAUAUUUAUUUUCCUAAAGUUCCUGACUCUCCACUUAGACUCUAUUUUUCAGAGCACUGGUAAUAAGUCUCCCAGACUUAAUAAUAUUCUGUGCUUGAUUACCACAGGGAUUGCAGUACAAAAGUUGGAAAGGAAUGAAGAGUUGAUAAUCCUUAAACAACCAGCUUUUAUAGAACAGAUAAAGCUUGUACUUCUAUAAGCUUUCUAAUUAUUAUUUUGCACAAACAGAUGCCAAAUGCGGAUUUAAUUCAGAUUCUAAAAAAACAAAAAGUGAUUUCAUUUUUCCAAGUAAUAUCAAGGAAAAAUUAACUUGUGAAAAUUACCUAUCAGCUUUUCUUUAAAAAAAAAAAAAAGUAGUUUUAAGUGUUUGCACUUCACAGACGUAGUGAAAUAACCUAAUCACCUAUUUUUUUUCAAAAGUGAUUUUCCCUGUAAACAUGUCUUUAGUUGCUGUAGUCUCAGUUUUAAGAGACAGCAGUUAAUUCUAUACCACACUUAAAUUAGCCCUUUCUUCUGGUAUGGACUGCUGCGCUGUAGCUGCACUUUUCUUUAUUCUAUGCAAAAGAUUAUAUUUUUUAGGUAUUUGAUAUAGGUUAUAUUUAAUGCUGCUUAUGACCCUUUUCAGAUCCUUCUAUACAAAAGUUCUUUAUAAGACCAAGUUUGAGUCUCCUUUGCCUUUGUAAACUUAGAAGGAUUUACAUUAAAGCUUUUGCCUCUUUCCUAAGAAUGUACAGGAGUGCAAUGUAGUUGCAGUUUCACAGAAAAUGCAGGUUGGCCAGGGUCAUACAGACAUUCUACAGAAGAGGUUUGAGGAAAGUUUGGUGGAAGGGUGACAGUAUGCAUACACAUCCCAUUCAGGCAUCCACACUGCAUCAGACAGUCCUAGUGGGCAGCUUCAGUCCCACUUCUCAUGCUGGCUCUUUUAAGUCUGUAUUUAUCACUUCUCUUGCACAUCUUCUCACUUUUGUAGGCUUUAUCUUGAAUGCAACAAAUACUAAAGAAAAAUACUUUUAUUACUGAUCUUGGUGUUCUUCACAUUUCAGGAGGACUAAACAUUUAGUAACAGGAAGUGGAAUUUUUCCCAAGUUGAAACUUUUGGGUCUUGUCUCAGUAAUGUUUAAAGAAAAUUUUCAUCGGAAUCUUUAUUUGGUCCUUUGUAUCUUGAGGAGGUUUUCAGUUAUUAGCUCAGUCUAGUGUUUUUCUAAAAGAGAAUGCUGUGUUCUGUACACUUGAGAGAUUUUUCUAAAUCACUAAAGGUGGUGGGCAUUUUCUUUGAUUUAUAGCUGUCUGGUCACAUGUCUUUUCCUUUGCCAAUAAGCAUUGCAUCCUGUGAAGGCAGAUCCAGGGACUUCAAUCCCAAAGGCACGGAAUACAAAUAAUACUUUAGGGUCAGAGUAUCAUAAUGUACUCAGUCAGAAAGGGCCUGUCAGAGUCAUUGAGUCCAGCUCCUGGCCCUGCACAGGACACCCCAAGAGUCACACCAUGUGCUUGAGAGGAUUGUCCAAACGUUCCUUGAAUCAGACAGGCUUGGUGCUAUGACUGCUUCCCUGGGGACCUUGUUCCAGUCCCCAGAUAUCCUCUGGGUGAAGAAUCACUUCCUGAUAUCCAGCCUAAACCUCUCCUAACUCAGCUUCAGGGCAUUUACUUGAGUUUUGUUACUGACUACAGGGAAAAGAGAUCAGCACCUGCCCCUCCACUUCCCUUUAUGAGGAUGUUGAAGACCUCUGUGAGGUGUCUCCUCAGUCUCUUCUUCUCCAGGGUGAACAGACCAAGUGACCUUAGCAGCUCCUCAUAAGUUUUCCCCUGCAGACCCUUCACCAUCUUCGUGGCCCUCCAUUAAGCUCUCUAAGAGCUUAAUGUCUUUCUUACCUUAUGGCACCCAAAACAGCCCUCAGCACGCAGUGCAACACCCAGUGCAAAGCAGAGCUGGACAAUCCCCUCCCUCGCCCAGCUGGCCAUGCUGUGCCCAGUGCCCCCAGGACACGCUUGGCCCUCCUGGCUGCCAGGGCACUGCUGACUCUUACCUUGCCAUCCACCAGGCCUCUCCAGAUCCCUUUCUGUGGUGCUGCUCUCCAGCCUCUCAUUCCCCAGUCUGUCUGUUGUCCCACCCCAGGUGCAGAAUCUGUCACUUGACCUUGUUAAACUUCGU
Messenger RNA from Motacilla alba alba, 4088 nucleotides. It is a transcript of the gene SLC35G1, whose product is annotated as solute carrier family 35 member G1. The transcript has 4 exons. Gene Ontology annotation, biological process: regulation of cytosolic calcium ion concentration; calcium ion export across plasma membrane. The record is from RefSeq and is a predicted model, not a curated record. Bases 1 to 1677 code for a protein of 558 amino acids. Gene Ontology annotation, cellular component: plasma membrane; endoplasmic reticulum membrane. Lineage: Eukaryota; Metazoa; Chordata; Aves; Passeriformes; Motacillidae.